AUGGGUGAUGCUUCCUCGCCUGCGCGGUCCGCUACUGCAACACCAGCUCCGUCUGCUUCAAUCUCACAGUCCGUCCCUCUACGAAUCAUCACCCACAACAUUCGCUAUGCCGCAGAUCCGCCUGAAGAAUCCGAACUCCGUUGGCCUGAUCGAUUUCCUAAGCUUUCAGCACAUUUCAAGUACCACACCCGGCCCCAAUUCACUCCGCCAUCAACCCUAGUUUGUAUGCAAGAGGUGCUGCAUCCGCAGCUGGAAGAUCUGUUGUGUAGCAGCUUCAAUUCCAACGUCACGCCUGAAGAGAAUGACUGGGACAGUGUUGGAGUAGGUCGUAAUGAUGGCAAACAGGGUGGCGAGUACUCGCCUAUCUUUUACCGGCGGUCUGCCUGGACACUAUUGCACUUCGACACCGUCUGGCUCAAUGAGACCCGUACGGUGGGCAAGAAGGGAUGGGAUGCUGCCAGCAUCCGGAUUCUAACCAUUGCCGUUUUGGAGUCCAAUUUACCUGACAGCAAAGGCAGAACGAUCCUGGCAAUGAACACUCAUCUUGAUGACUCCGGAGUCGUGGCGCGUCGAGAGGCCGCCAAAAUCAUCCUCCACGUCACCUCUACGUCGAAGGAACAAUUCCCAUCAAUCAGUUUCAUCUUCCUUGCGGGAGAUCUGAACUCUCCACCCAACGAUGACGCGUAUAAGCUGCUGAAUACGCGUGGGUCAGGUUUCAUUGACACUCGUCGGGUGGUUCUGGACGAGGACGUUUACGGGGAUGAAAAGACUUUUACCGGCUUCCCUCAGAAUGAAAAAGCAAAGGGGAAGUGGAGAAUCGAUUAUGUUCAUUUAGGCAUUAAAGACGACGGUGACGACAAUGAACUUGCAGCUGAGAAGGAAAAGGUCCGUGGAUGGGUGAAAGGCUAUGGAGUUCUUCCGAAUCGUUUUGAUGAUCGUGUAUGGAUGACGGACCAUCGUGCAGUGGUGGUUGAUCUCGUGGUCUGA
Messenger RNA from Exophiala aquamarina CBS 119918, 987 nucleotides. RefSeq lists its product as uncharacterized. The coding region runs from base 1 to 987 and encodes 328 amino acids. Lineage: Eukaryota; Fungi; Ascomycota; Eurotiomycetes; Chaetothyriales; Herpotrichiellaceae. Gene Ontology annotation, molecular function: 3'-5'-RNA exonuclease activity. The transcript has a single exon. The record is from RefSeq and is a predicted model, not a curated record.